CAAGCAUACCUGUACAUUUAAAUGCUCUUCAUCAUAUGCUUGUUCAAUAUGACGCUCUUGAAACAGGCCAACAAGAAAUAAAUCAUUGGUUAAACAAUUGUGAAGAAUUUUUGUCCACAUUAAAACUAAGUAAAAGUCAAAAAGAAUUACAUGAAGAUAUUGAAUACUUAAAGAGCAUUUUAGUACGCAUGUCGUAUUAUCAGUCUAUGUUAUCGAGCAAGAAUAAAAUAUUCCAAAGCAUUAUUAAAUCAAUUCAACCAGAGAAAGAUCAAGGAAAUAAUUCAGAGUUUGUACAAACAAUGGCUGAUCUGAACGCUAAAUUUUCUAGAAUAACUCAAGAAUGUCAACAAUGGGAUAUGAAAUUACAACAAACUUUGAGAUGUUGGCAUAAUUUUAUUGAAAUAGAAAAAGUUAUGCUAGAUUGGAUUGAAACUAGUAACCAAAUAUUUUUAGAGGAACAAACAAGUUCAAGACAAAAUUUAGAAUCCCAAAAAGGGUAUUUUGAGUAUUCAAAUAAUAAUAAAUGGAUUACUGAGUUAGAAAAUGUUGAAGGCGAAUUACUUAGAUGUAUCUUACCAAGUGAACAAGAAAUAAUAAGAAAUAGAUCUAAAGAAAUAAAGUUAAAAUAUCAAGAAUGUUUAAGUAUGGUCCCAGCAUACAUGAAAAGAAUUGAAUUUAAAAUAAACGAAAUUACAUUCAAUCAAUGUAUAAAUGAAGCAGAAAAAGAACUUAACAUUGAGCAACAAAUGAUUAAUAGAAAUGAAAAUGUAAACUUGAUACUCAAAAGGARCAUUGAAUAUUUUGAUAAUGGUAUGAUAGUUAAAGAACUUAAAACAUGUUUAAAUAAUAUGUUUGUCGAAAGUAAAAAAAUAUCAAAUCCAUCUAUUGAUUCAAGUCUAAAGAAAUCAAUUAAUCGAAUUGAAAGCAUAGAAAAAAGAACUUCAGAAAUAAGACAAAAGUGUAAACAAAUACCUAAUCAACUUCAAGAUUAUAAAUCUAAAUUUAAUAAUCUAGAAAAAUGGAUGAAUGCAGUUGAUUUAAGUGUUGAAAGAUUAUUAAAAGGACUUUUAAAUGACGAAGAGUUUGAAAAAGAAAAAUCUAUAUUCCAAGAAAUUUGUCGCGAUGUAGAUAGUAAACGUGAUGAUAUGAAAUGGAUGGUUCAAGUACUAGAUAGCCUAUUACCUUAUGUAUCUGGAGAACAGCAACAAGUAGAACAAAAAAAUCUUGAAGAAUUAAUUGGUCGAUAUAAACAUUUAAUACCAACUAUAGACAUGACGAUUACUAAAACUGAGAUGUUCACUAAAUGCUUUAUAUACAAAAAAGAGGUUACAGAAAUUGGAAAAAUUUUAGAAAAUGCCAAACAUGAACAAUUUGCUAAUAAAGGAGAAUCGUUGGAUGAUUUAAGUGAACUCAUUAAAAAUCAGGAACAAAUAAUUGACGUACUCAAUAAACAACGAACGAUUGUAAUGUCUACAUUGCAACGAGGAAAACAAUUAGUGAAAAAUUCAUCUUGUGUUCCAAAUUUUAUUCCUCAACUAGUUUCCAAAUUGGAAACAGAUUGGAGUCUUGUAUAUAACAAUUCUAUUGAUAAAUUCAAUAAAUUAAAAAAUGCUCAAAAGCUAUUAAUAGAAUAUACAAAAACUAAAAAUGAAGUUAUGGAAAUAAUUAAAAAAGCUGAAAAUGAAUUAAAGACAGUAUCUGAUGAUGAUAAACAUAAUUCACAAGAAAUUUCAAUGCAAUUGAGAAGUAAACAAGAACUGAGUCUUGCCUUACGGGAAGCAGCCGAAAAUAUGUUAAAUAAAUUGAGAGAUAUAUCACAAAACUUAUAUAUUCCUGAAAAAGAAUUUGCAAUUGAAAAUGAAAUUAGUAUGAUAGAAAAUAAAUUAACUGAAACAAUUCAAACAGUAGAUAAAGAAACACAAAGAUUAGAAAAACUCUCAAUGAAAUUAUGUGAACUUGAUUCAGGAUUAAACAAAAUUCAUGUCUGGUCUGUUGAAUCUGCUCCUGCUGUUAUAGAAAGAAUACAACAAGACCAAACAAAUCCUGAAGUUAAGGCUCGGGGAAUUGAAGAAGUUCAAGAUGAACUCCAAAAACAGCGAAAUAGCUUAGAACGCUUAACAGAAGAUUUACAUAGUUUUGAGAAAGAAAGUGAUACUAAUGAAACACAAAAACUCAGACAAGAUUUGGAUGAAGUAAGAAUGUCAAUUUUAAAUUUGGAGUGCAAUACUAAUCGUAAGAAUGAAGAAAUUAAUAUUGAUCUUAAUGAAUGGCAAGUUCAUAAAGCAAAGUUAGAAGAAAUUAGACAUUGGUUAGAAAAUGCUGAAAAAAUAAUAAAUACUGAUCAGAUAAAACCAAUUACAUUGCAAAUGGCUAAUGAUUGGCUACAAGAUACACAAUUGAUCAAUUUGGAGUGCCAAGAAAAAAUUGAAAAUCUUAAAACCAUUACUUCUGAGAACAAGACACCAGUUAUUUUAAAUGAAGUAGAUGCAAUUCAGUCUCGUUGUAUAUCUGUACAGUCAUCGGCAGUACAACAAAUUACUCGUCUACAAAGAUUGUUAUCUAACUGGAAUGAAUUAAAUGAAAAAGCUCAAAAAAUAGAAGAAAAAUUAAACCAACCGCUGUUAUCUGAAUUGAAGGAAUUAAAUUUAAAUCAAUCAAUUUCAAAAGAUUCACUCGAAAAAAAAUUAAUGGAACAUAAGGCAUUAACACAAGAACUUAAUGAAUGUCUUAGUGACAUUUCUGGUCUCUCACAAACCCUUAAUGGAUUAAACCAAAAUUUUUCACUUGAAACUACCAGUGAUAUUAAGGAAAAAUUGUCUACGUUAAAGGCCAAAAAUAAUGAAUAUUUAAAGCUAAUGCAUGAACAAAUGCAAACAAUUUCCAAAAUUAUUUCAAACAAAAAAGAACAUAAAAUCAAARUAAACACAUUUUGUGAAUGGUUAACUGAAUUGGAUUCAAAAGUAAAUAAAUGCAAUGUUGUUCCAAGUACUUCAAUUGAAGAAAUUUUGAAAAAGCUUCACACGUUUACUGAAGAACACUUGGAAAAACAGUCAUUAUUUACUGAAAUUGAAGAAGAUUUUAAAGAUUUUGAUGAUACAAAUGAAUUUUUAAUUUGGAAUGAAACAUUAUUAGGAAAAUUGAAGCAUGUUGAAUUUCAGUUUGAUACAAAUCAAGAUAAAAUUAAUCUAAUAAGUGAUAUAAGCGCAUGUUCUAAGGAAGUAGAGAUAUGGAAAAAUAAUAUAAUUUCAAUUGAACAAUUAUUACAACAAAGUAAAACUACUAUUCCUGGAUUAUCAUUUGCAGAUCAAUUUGAACAGUUGCAAUUGAAAUUGGAACAAAUUCAGGGGAAACUCAAAUCAAAAGAAGAAAAUGAACAGAAAGUAAAGGAUUGUCAAAAAAUAGUCAGUGAAAUAAAUGAUGAUUUGGUGAAAAAAAUUAAAAUAGUAGACAGUAAAGUUAAUGAUCACGUAUUGACAUUAAAAUCGUGGAAAGAUAUUGCUCUUGUAAUUCCAAAACUACAGAAAUUAAAAGACACAAGUGAACUAUUUAAACAGCUUAAGACUUUGGAAAAAGAAGGUGAAAUUCUAAUUCAGCUAGACAAAAGUAAUUCGAUAUUUGUGCAAAAUAAUUUAUUGGAUGUAAACUCAGAGUUGAUUGAUUUAAAAACUAAGAUUGAACAGUCAAUUGCAAAUUUAACAGAAUUGAACGAUAAUUGGUUAAAUAUGAACAAUGUUUUAAAUAAAAUAAAGACAACUAAAGAAGAAUGUAAAAAUAUUUUAGAAUCGAUAGAAACACCAAAUGAUUUAACUGAGGCUCAGGUAAUAGAAGAUAAAUAUAACAAAGCAUUAAAACAAUGUACAGCCUUACUGGAUGUAUUACCUGUAACUGAAGAAACUGUGCAAAAAAUGUUGACAUUAGCUGAAAAUUAUCCACAGUUAAAUGUUAAAAAAUUUAAUCAAAUCUACAAAAAAGACAUAGAGAGUUUGGAAAAACAUCAUGCUGACCUUAAAGAAAAAGCUGAAAUUGCACAUUCUCAACAAGUAAUUUGGAAACAAGUAAAUCAAACCAAAGAUAGUAUUUUACAAUGGUUAUCGGAUGUAAACAUUGAACUUUUAGAUUGCACAAACAAUUUAGAUGACAUUGAAAAAAUUAAAAACAAGCUCGUUAAAUACUCAGAAGAAAAAAACCUGAAUUUGGAUUUAAAAAAUAAUCUUAAUGAAAAAAUAAGUAAAUUACAAAAACUUAAUGGAAAUAAACCUAUUAUAACAUUAGAUUCAUUAAGAGUAUUGAUUAAUGAUCAAUUUGAUGACGUUGAAAGUAUUGCUUGUAAUUUAGUUCGUCUAAUUACUACUUUUUCUCAACGAGAAGAAGCAAUAAGAGCUGAAAUUAAGAAACGUACUUUUGAAAUUAAUCAAAUACGAGAAAAUGUUAAUAAGUGUGAUAACUUAAACAAUGAAUUAGAUACAUUAUUGAAUAAUUUAAAAUCUUGYCAAAAAUGCAAAAAUGAAUUGAUUAAAAUGAAUUUGAACAUAGACACUGUUAACCAUUCAGUAUCAGAAAUGACUGAAACUUUUCCUAUAAUUGUUGAAUCAACAGCAAUUAAGGAAUUAAAAAGUCUUAAGAAACGAUAUGAAAGUGUUGUUCAACAGGUUGAUAAAGUUGAAACAACAUUAAUGACAUAUUUAAAAAAACAUUUGAAAGAUGAUUUGAAUAAUCUUUUACAUUCGAUAAAAGGUAUUGAUGAAAAGCUAACAUGGUGUAAGCCUGAAGAAGAAAUUGAGAAAGAACAAAUAGAAGUUAAACUUGAAUCUGUUGAGGGUAUCAAAGGAAACUUAUCAGUGAUUAAAGAACAAAAAUCUAAAAUAGAUCAUGUCUUAGAAUACCUCAAUCAAUAUUCAUCAUCAGAUAUAGACUUGGAAGAAUUAAACAACAAAGAUGAGCUAUUAAGUGUUAACCUCGARAGCACUGAAAAACAAAUAAACAAAGURAAGGAUACUCUUAAAAAAAUUAUAAAUUUAUGGGUUGAAUAUCAAAAAUGUCUGGAUAAUAUCCUUCCAUUAGUAAAUGUUUUAGAAAAUGAUAUAAAAAUGUCUGUAGAAAUUCCUAUUGACAUGAAUUCGUUAAAUGUUAUUGAAGAAUAUGUAAAUAAAUUCCAGUUCAAUGUUGAUACAGCUAAACAAUUUUUGAAUGAACUUGAAACUUGUGUCAAAAAUAUCAAAUGCAUUGAUAGUAAGUCAACGUUAGAUAAUCAAGCUAUAAAAAUUAAACGAAAGUUAGAAUCUUAUCAAAAUAGCAUCAGUAAAUGUUUGGAAAGAAUAAAACAUUUAAAARAAAUGAAAAUAGAAUUUAAUGUUUCGUUUGAAAAAGCUAAUAAGUUAACAGAAGAAUUAAAUAAUAAAUUGAAAUCAAUUGAAACCACUCAAUCUUCUGGUAAAAAAUCUAUUCAAAAUGCCCAAUCAAAUUUAGGAAUUAUGAAAAAUCUUAAUAAACAACUUGAAGAAAGUCAACAAUUAGUAAAUGAUACAGUAUCGAAAGGUGAAUGUAUGUACCCUGAUAUAACUAUGGAAAAUCGGGAUGAAAUACGAUCCAAAGUUAAGCAAUUAAGAUUAGCUUUACAAAAAUCAUCUUUUGAUGAAAGCUGUAGUCAAAUUCAAAAUUGGCUUCAUGAAACAGAAGAAAAAUUCAAUGAUUGUAAAAAAUUAAAGAAAAACAAUGUUAUAGACAAAAAAACUAACUGCCAUAAUUUAAAAACAUUGAAACAAGAUUUGAUUACAUAUAAAGAUAAUAUUAAUCAAUUGAAAGAAAAGGUAACUCAAUUAAAUGAACCAGACAUAGAUCUAAAACUGAAAGAUUUUUUGAAAAAAUAUGACAAUAUUGAAUUAGGAGUGUUACAAGACGAAUAUUCAGUUACAGUGAACAAUGUUUCAGAAACUGAUUCUGGUGUGUUUAUGAAUAUAAUUUCACAUAAAUCUGAAGGAGAGUUACUACUAGAAAAAUGUAGACAAAUUGGAAGUACUGUAUUAAAAGAAACUGAUGUAGAUGCUUAA
This is a messenger RNA of Diuraphis noxia (Russian wheat aphid), 6047 nucleotides long. It is a transcript of the gene Msp300, whose product is annotated as Muscle-specific protein 300 kDa. Gene Ontology annotation, molecular function: actin filament binding. Lineage: Eukaryota; Metazoa; Arthropoda; Insecta; Hemiptera; Aphididae. Gene Ontology annotation, cellular component: nuclear outer membrane; cytoplasm; meiotic nuclear membrane microtubule tethering complex. Gene Ontology annotation, biological process: nuclear migration. The record is from RefSeq and is a predicted model, not a curated record.